Molecule: messenger RNA, 1563 nt
Organism: Cornus florida
Lineage: Eukaryota; Viridiplantae; Streptophyta; Magnoliopsida; Cornales; Cornaceae
Product: U-box domain-containing protein 28-like
Exons: 1
Coding region: 116-1345 (409 amino acids)
Biological process (GO): protein ubiquitination
Molecular function (GO): ubiquitin protein ligase activity
Source: RefSeq, a predicted model, not a curated record
CCAUGGUCCUAAGCUCCCCCAAGUCACAAGUACAAGUCACAACCCGACUCCCAAUUCUUUCUCUCUACAUUUUCUGUCUUCAGAAAGAUAAACCCAAACCCAGUUAAAGAGAGUUAUGGUGAUGGACAAGAACCAGCUGUUUGUGACCGUGCCGAGCUUCUUCAAAUGCCCGAUCUCGAUGGACGUGAUGAGGUCACCGGUGAGCCUCUGCACCGGCGUCACCUACGACCGUACCAGCAUCCAGACCUGGCUCGACUCCGGCCACAACACCUGUCCCGCCACCAUGCAGGUCCUCGACACCACCGACUUCGUCCCCAACCUCACCCUCCGCCGCCUCAUCCACCUCUGGUCCGAUCAGCCGCCGGAGUCUGACCCCUCAUUCAAACUACCUCCUCCAAUCUCAAAGCAAGAAGUAUUUCAGUCGAUUAGAAACAUCGACAACCAUGCCGAUGAUCGCUUGAUUUCUCUCCGCAAAAUCAUUGGCUUCGCUAAGUACUCCGACGAAAAUCGCAAGUUUCUGGCAACGAUGGAUGGAUUUUUACCGACUAUGAUCGGAGUUCUCAGCAAUGCCAAUGAAAUUGAGGUUAGAGAAUCAAUAAUAACCGUUCUGGAUUUGAUUUUGUCUGAGGAUGGAGUGAAAGAACAGCUGAAAAGACUGAUUCUCAAGAGCAAUCAAAAUAGUUUGUCGCAAUUCGUUUCGACUCUUCAAAACGGCAAUUUGAGGUCGAAGAUCGAAUCCGCUAGGGUUUUGGAAUCAAUCGCAUUCGAUGCGGAAUCGCAACGUUCAAUCGCCGAAAAUCAGGGAUUACUAAACGAACUGUACCGUUUGAUCAGCUCGGAGACCGACCGGACGGUGAUCGAAGCCGGUCUAUCGGUCCUAAUCGCCGUGUCAACCUCGAGACCAGUCAAGAAAGAACUCGUCCGGUUCGGAAUUGUACGAACCGUAGGGAGAAUCCUCUCCGGCUCCGACACGGUUGUUCCGGUGAUCGAGAAGGCACUGAAACUGUUGGAGAUACUGUCGACGUGUACGGAAGGCCGGACGGCGAUCUGCGACGACGAGACAUGCGUGCCGGCGAUCGUGCAUAGACUGAUGAAGGCAUCGACUGCGGCAACGGAGCACGGGAUUGUGGUGCUCUGGAGCGUAUGCUAUCUGUCCCGCGAUCGGACGGCGCAGGAGGCGGUGAUGAAAAUCAACGGUCCGACAAAAGUUUUGGUUGUGAUGCAGAGCAAUUGUUCAGCGAGCGUGAGGCAGAUGUGUGGAGACCUGGUUAAGGUGUUCCGAGUUAACUCAAAAUCGUGUUUGGCGAGUUAUGACACGAAGACCACUCAUAUUAUGCCUUACUGAUUCAUCCUACGAACCAAAAUCAUUUGAUGUGGUUUUGUUUUGUUUCUCCCUAAUUAUACUCUUCUCAUUAACAUGAUCAGAUAGGCCAAUGUUGUAAAUGAAAAACAAAUUUAUUGAUACAAAUAUAACCAAAAAAAAAAAAAAUCAAAACAAAUCAAUUUUGUUGGUUCUGAUACUAAUUUGAGAAAUUUGAUACCAAUUUGAGAAAUUUUUGGUUA